AACUCAGCAUUAUAAAGAGCUAGCCACCUUUUAUUUGUGUUCCAAAAUCCAAACUUAACUUGGUAUCUUAAUUUAUAGGAUACUUGGACAGUUGAUUACUUUGGAAGUUUUUGUGAGAGAUCAAGAAGAUGAAUCCGCCACCAUCAUCGGCCAUGCCACCGCCAUCGACUGCCGUGGUGUGGCGGUCCGUGGGGCUGACAUUGAGAGUGGUGACAGUGAUAAGCUUGCUCGUGUCGCUCAUCAUCAUCUCCACCAACACCGCCACCUUGUCUUCGAAUUUUAGCCGGAUCGAGAUCCGUUUUCAGGAUGUGAAAGCUUAUAGGUACGUGCUGGCAACAAUAGUGAUCGGACUUGUCUACAGUCUCCUCCAAACUGCAUUCACAAUCUACCACGUGACUACCGGAAAUCGCAUCGCCGGAGAUGCCCUUUAUAUUUUCGACUUCUACGGUGACAAGUUGAUAUCGUAUUUGCUAGCAACCGGCACCGGAGCAGGAUUCGGAGUUACCGUGGAUUUAAAAGAUGCGAAUUCCGGGACAAAUACGGGGAUCGACAAAUUUUUCAACAAGGCGAAUGCGGCAUCGAGCAUUCUUCUUCUCGCCUUCAUCUUUACGGCAAUAUCAUCCGUUUUGUCAUCUUUAGCGCUGCCAAAAAAGGCUUGAGCAUGGUGUAAAAUUAUUAAUGUUUUGUGAGUAGAGCUGUGAAAUUUAAUUUAAUGUAUUUAUUUAUGUAUUGGGAUGAAAUUUGUUAGGCGAGUUAUGUUCAUCUGCGUGCAAAAUAGAUAAAGGUGUGCAAGUAAGCGUCCAAUCGCAUAGGCCUUGUUGUUUACGAUAAGGACCUUGAGUAUUACUGUACAAGUGAGUCAUACAGGUGUAUUAUAAGCUGCUAUAUUUUGUUUUAAUGGAGUCGCUAGCAAAAUUGUGUAGCUGGUUUUCUUUAUUA
Messenger RNA from Daucus carota subsp. sativus, 939 nucleotides. Its product is annotated as CASP-like protein 4D1. NCBI's taxonomy places the organism in Eukaryota, Viridiplantae, Streptophyta, Magnoliopsida, Apiales, Apiaceae. The record is from RefSeq and is a predicted model, not a curated record. The coding region runs from base 129 to 659 and encodes 176 amino acids. The transcript has 3 exons.